Fonsecaea monophora is the source of this 693-nucleotide messenger RNA. RefSeq lists its product as hypothetical. The transcript is spliced from 2 exons. The record is from RefSeq and is a predicted model, not a curated record. Bases 1 to 693 code for a protein of 230 amino acids. NCBI's taxonomy places the organism in Eukaryota, Fungi, Ascomycota, Eurotiomycetes, Chaetothyriales, Herpotrichiellaceae.
AUGCGAAUCCGAUUUCCCUUCGCAAUAACCUUCGUCAUCCUCCUGGUCUUCUCCUCCAGUCUCGGCCUGCUCCCACACUCAUCCCUUCCAUCCACGCCAGCCGCCGCGCAACCAUACAUCCCUUCGCAGUCCGACAAGGCCCUCCACUUUAUAUGCUUCUUCCUCCUCACUGGGACCUUUUACUUCAUCCUUGACACCUCUCGGCGCCGCGUGAUUCAUCUGACGUUGAUUGUAUGCACAUUACUCUUGGGGGUGGGGAGUGAAAUCGCACAGGGACUUUUACCCAAUGAUCGUGAAUUUGACGCUUGGGAUGUCCUGGCAAAUGUCGUGGGAAGUCUCGCAGCAUUGUCAUUAGCGAGCGCUUACCAUCGACGAGCAGCUGAACGGAGGAGGAGAGCGAAAUACUCUGCACUGACGGGUGACGGCCUGGAAGGUGAAGAUCUAGAGCUUGGGGAGGGCGCCAAUGGUACUCUACGCUCGCACGACGUAGACGGCGACGGAGGUCAAGAGACAGGUGUCACACCAGCACGGACGGUGGAGGAAGAGCUGGACAACUGGGACGAAAACGCACCAGAUGAUGCCUGGGAUGAAGACGACGAUACGACCGCAACGAGCGGGCAGCACACGAAAGUCACCCCUUCAACGAGCUCUGUGGCGAGCGAGGAACCACCCACGAAAGUUGCAGUAGACUGA